AUGGGGGCACUUAUUGUUCUUAUUCGAAAAGAGGCGCAACAAGUGGUUUCACUUCGACUUCCCGAAACUAGAGAAGGCCUGCAAUCCUCCAGCGAUAUGGUUAGCAUCAGCAAACAAGUUAACCAACUGUGUAUCUGCGUUCCUGGCAAACCUCAAGCAAUCCUUGUGCAAUUCGAGAAUACGAGAGACUUUAGUGUUGCUGUUUGCCUGCUGCAGAAGGCUGGCUUCCAUAUCAACGAUACAUUACCGGCGUCACUCCUCACAAAUCCCCCAGCGCACAACUAUGGCCCACUGCUGUCAUCUAUCACACCCCUAUCUCUCUUACCGUUGAAUACAACGAGGGGACCAGAGACUCAACAUGACCUGUCGUUCGCUGCAAUGCUAGCCCAUCCUUCCCAACAUUCUCAACCAUCGGCUAUUUCCAAUCCGUGGGUCUCACAUACUCAGGGAUAUGCGUCGUUUCCAGUUCAACCAAAUCCUGUCGCUAACCAGGUAGUAAAUCUACCGCCAGCUGCGGCACAGUUGAACCCAUACAACAUGUUCCUUGGUGGAGGAAACGCAUACUCGCACGUAUCUCACGUGAGCUCGCCUCUCGGGCAUUCCUUUGUUCCUAACUCACAGUCGACUCAUUGGCCUGGCAAUGAUACUGGGCCAUUUUCUAGCCCAAAUGCGCCAACUCCAGAUCUCGGCUUGCAUGACCCCGUUGUGCAUGGGAACUUCGGACUAAUCAGCCCCGAAAACUCGCAGAACAACAAUGUGAGCAGUUACAUGGCUAAUGGGCAGGUGCAAAAGACAACAUCAGAUGAGCCAGUACACUACCAGUCACCUCAAAACAAGCCAGAAGAAUACCGGGAUCUGAUGCCUCAGCCAAGAACGCUACCUUUUGAGUCAAGUAAGAAGGGUUACAAAGCAGGCGGAAGAUCCAAGCCGCAAGGGACUAAACAAGCGGAAGCUGUUAAACCCCGAAAGCCCAGGAAAACGGGCACGGCAACUCAAUCUAUUACAAGGGUAACAGCAAACGGUCCAAAGAAAGCUCAGCCUAUAAGUAUUACUCGCAAGGAAGUAAACGUUGAGCAACGGCAGUCAAGUGUGGGGGACAUAGCAUCGGAAAAGAUCGUUGUUCAGUCGGAUUCGAACCACAAACAGGUAGAAGGCGCUUCAACGCCUCCUGCCAAUCCUUCGCUUCCCCCAAGGAAGUCUAAGCAAGAUAUAUACGAAGACGCUCAAUGCCAAACGGAUAUGCAACCGGAACCCAAUGGUGUGGGUGGCUCUUCAAAAACUACAGCCUUUGUAGAACAAUCUUCGGACCACGACGUUUCACCAUUGGUCGUUGUUACUGAUCCUGAUACAUUGAGAGACUUACACGAAGCAACUGCAAAGCUAUUUGAAGAGUAUGAAAGGGGGGUUGAGGAUGGUGGAGAUCAGGUGCGGCACGCAAAACUAUACUUGCGUCAGAUCUGGGAGAAGAGGAGAGACUUCUGGUUGAGACAAUUUCAGGACAACAUGAGUGUACAGUUGUAUAGCCAGACAGGCGAAUCGCUUCAGCCACCAGACAGUGCUGCUUAA
Messenger RNA from Fusarium pseudograminearum CS3096, 1566 nucleotides. RefSeq lists its product as uncharacterized. The record is from RefSeq and is a predicted model, not a curated record. NCBI's taxonomy places the organism in Eukaryota, Fungi, Ascomycota, Sordariomycetes, Hypocreales, Nectriaceae. The transcript has 2 exons. Bases 1 to 1566 code for a protein of 521 amino acids.